This is a messenger RNA of Alosa alosa (allis shad), 1436 nucleotides long. RefSeq names its product yippee-like 1 (gene ypel1). The record is from RefSeq and is a predicted model, not a curated record. The transcript is spliced from 5 exons. Lineage: Eukaryota; Metazoa; Chordata; Actinopteri; Clupeiformes; Clupeidae. Bases 927 to 1286 code for a protein of 119 amino acids.
GUAGAGUAUAUUCUGACUUUAAUUGGUCUCUAUACUGUAGAGGGAAAUGUCGUCAAUAUCUGCUUAUUUUUUCAUACUGCGUUCGAUGAUAUUUGUGGCCACGCCACAGUGUCAAAACAAAAGGUAUCUUAUGCAGACAGUGUAAGAUGAAACAUUGCGGCGUCAGUUGUCAACUGUAUAGACUAUCCACUAAAUAGAACGGCUUUACACCUAUGAGGCUUUUGAGUUUAUCUUGCCUUUAGGAAAGGUAUCCUGAUCAUCCUUUUAUUUAGAGCAAGUCGAUGGGUUGCGAUUAGCCUACAUCUUUGCUACUUCAUUGAGCACUUCUUAUGCAGCCAUGUAUGACUAAUGUUGUUUGAAGGGAACCAAGAAGUUUUGUUCUACGUAGGUUUCAAUCAGGGAAAAUGAAUUGAGUUAAGCGACAUUUCGUCUCUUAGUAUUUCGAGACCCUUCUUGGAAUUACUGGAAUAACGGACUCAUUGCGCAGUCUGAUAAAGUAAACGGGAAAUCAAAUUCUGAAUGUAGCCUCGUUUAUUUGGCGAGCGCUCAGCUAACUCCCUCACUGUCGCCGUUGAAACCCUGAGGAGACAACCAUCUCAUUCAAUAAAGCGGAAUCAAUUCAGAAGAAUGAAUAUAGCACAGUGAGGAGCAUCUCUCAAGAAUCGUCGUAGCCUGCCACAGUCGUGGUGGACACACUGCUUGUGAAUGAGAGAUAACAUUACCGUGGAGAAGAUACUUUCUCCACUUCCACCCGAAAGGUUGCUAUUUCUCCUGUGGUGUUUGUGUGGAACGUGCCACACACCCACUCCAGAACAACGACGGCUUUUGCUUGCAUCUUCCAGUGUUUCUUCUGUCAGCAAGUCCAGCAGAGUUGCAACUCAUCCAGCGCCAGUCCUGAACCCAACGAAGAGCAGCACGAGAGUGAGAUGGUGAAGAUGACCAAGUCCAAGACGUUCCAGGCAUACCUGCCCAACUGUCAUCGGACAUACAGCUGCAUCCACUGCCGAGCUCACCUAGCCAACCAUGAUGAGCUAAUCUCAAAAUCAUUCCAAGGCAGUCAGGGACGAGCCUACCUCUUCAACUCUGUAGUGAACGUGGGCUGCGGCCCUGCCGAGGAGCGGGUUCUUCUUACAGGUUUACACGCCGUAGCAGACAUCUACUGUGAAAACUGCAAAACCACUCUGGGCUGGAAAUACGAGCACGCGUUCGAGAGCAGUCAGAAGUACAAGGAGGGCAAGUUCAUCAUCGAGCUGGCCCACAUGAUCAAGGACAAUGGCUGGGAGUGACCCCUCAGGAUCUUCUCUACUCCCUUGUUUUGUGACCUUUUUUUGGCGGGUGGCCCUGCAUCGGACUUCACAGGGCGACACACCACAACACUGACUUGACGACCGCCCCCAACCCCCCUGCCACUUUCUUGCCUCUCCUCUCUCAACAAC